This is a messenger RNA of Acromyrmex echinatior (Panamanian leafcutter ant), 2772 nucleotides long. RefSeq names its product aminopeptidase N. Gene Ontology annotation, cellular component: membrane; cytoplasm. The record is from RefSeq and is a predicted model, not a curated record. Lineage: Eukaryota; Metazoa; Arthropoda; Insecta; Hymenoptera; Formicidae. Gene Ontology annotation, molecular function: zinc ion binding; peptide binding; metalloaminopeptidase activity. Gene Ontology annotation, biological process: peptide catabolic process; proteolysis.
AGGUAGCAGGUCCAUCGCGCAAAUAUACUGAAAUCUGUGAUAUUAAAAGAUCGAUAAUUGUAAUUAAUCAAUUAUAAUUAAUGCGAAUCAACUGUACUCUUAUCUGCACAAACGUGUAACAUACAAAAUACAUAAAAAGAGGGAUUCGAUAUGGGAUUUCUAAAAUUGUUAUUAAAUAUUGGUCUAAUAUUAGCUAUAAGAAUGAUUCUUUGCAUCGGUAUAAAAAAUUUAGAAAUUAUGAAUCGAUUACCGAAGAACACAAUACCAAUUCAAUAUAACAUCCAUCUAACAACGUAUCUCAAAGAAGGCAACUAUACUUUUUAUGGUGAAUCCAAUGUCAAUAUCAAAAUUCGUUAUGCAUCAUCAAUAAUAAGCUUACAUACAAGAGAAUUGGAAAUAAUUGAAAUGGCGACAACAUUGAUCAAUGAUAACGGCACGAUUUAUAAACCGAUGAAACAUACUCAUAACAAUGCAACCGACAUUUUGACACUGAAUUUCAAUGAGAUACUCUCGCCCGGCCUGUACAUCCUGAAUAUGACAUUUGUCGGUUAUUUUUCAGAGCCUUCCGAAAAACUGGGUUUUAUGAAAUUUUCGUACAUAGCCAGUGAAAGACAAAAAUUAGAGUUCGCUGUAACACAUUUCUUGCCGAAUGGGGCCAGACGAAUGUUUCCAUGUUGGGAUGAACCAGCAUUAAAAGCCACCUUCAACAUCUCCGUAAUGCAUCAUACACAAUAUAGGAUACUAUCAAACAUGCCAGUAAAAGAAAUAUAUGAUGAUCAAGAUAAUAUGAGAACGACAUAUUUCGAGACUACUCCUAUAAUGCCCACUUAUACUGUAACGAUUGUGAUGUUACAAUUCAUCAGCUUUUCGUCAAUAGUACAUGAAACCAUCCAUACAUUUUGGUAUCAUAGAUCGUCAUUAGUGCCUACAUACCUUGGAUUCGCAUAUAAUGUUUCUGAAAAGAUCACGGAUAUUUUGAUUGAAUAUACCAAUUGUUCCCUGAAGAUAUCCAAAAUAGAUCACGUCGUGAUACCGGAGUUUACAAUUGACAGCACAGGAAAUUGGGGACUCAUCACUUAUGAUUAUUCAAAUCUUAUCUACAAUAAAGAGAUGGAUCCAACAUAUGAGAAAAUUUUCAUAACAAUGUUUAUAACACAUAAACUUGCACUUCAAUGGUUUGGCAACUUAGUCACUCCAUCUUUGUGGCCUUACCUAUGGUUAAAUGAAGGAAUUGCUUCGUUUAUUCAAAACCUCGUAGUCGAAAAGAUUUUCAAAUUGCCAGUAAUGUAUUUAUUGGACAUUGAGAACAUACAACGAUGCUUACUUCAAGAUAUAGGUUCAUUGAAUUCUGUCACAUUGAAGUCUUCAUUUGAUGAUAUUCUAGAUGAACUUCCGUCGCGUUAUUUUACUGAAAUUUAUAACAAAUCGCCAAUUUUAUUACGCAUGUUAUAUAAUACAAUUACCGCUGAGGUAUUUCGAAAGGGUCUUAUUACAUAUUUGGUCAAACAUCAGUUUAGUACGGCCACUCCGAACGAUUUGUGGAGCUCCAUGCAAAAUGCUCUAGACGAAUCUGAUAUCCCCCAUGAAAACUACACAAUAAAAGAAGUGAUGGAUACUUGGAUGAAUCAAAGGCGUUAUCCUCUUGUAUAUGUGGAGCGAAAUUACGAAACUGGCGAAGUAACAAUAUCACAAACGUGUGUCCAACAAUAUGGUGAGAAUAAAACUACUAAAUGGUGGAUCCCUAUAACUUUCGCUACACAAUCUAAUCCGGAUUUCUCCAAUACUGUACCUCGUUAUUGGUUACGACCAGAUCAACAUAACAUAAGCUUUAUAAUUAAUUCAGAUGAUUGGAUUAUUGUUAAUUUGCAACUUAGUGGAUACUAUUCUGUUUUUUACGAUGUCACAAAUUGGAAAAAAAUUAUACACUACUUAAAGAGUAGAGAAUAUAGGAAUAUACACGUUCUUAAUCGCGCUCAAAUCAUUAUUGAUUCGUUUGCCAUGGUAACGAAUAAUCAAAUAAAUGGAUACUUAUUCGUGCAAUUGAUAAGCAAUCUCGCUGUAGACAAAAAUUACGUAGCUUGGCAGCCAUUCUUCAAUAUAAUAGAAAGUCUGCAAACGAGUCUUUCAUUUCCAGAGAUCAGAAAUAUCAAGAUACGCUUCGACCAACUCUUUAGUAGACUUUUUGAGUACGUAGGAUAUGAAGAAGGUCUUAAUGAUGACCAUAUUACAAAAUUGACAAGGAGUAAAGCCUUACAAUGGGCAUGUCUUUCUGGUCAUGAGGAAUGUAAGAAAAUGACCGCACUUAAAUUAAGUGAAUAUCUCGCUAACAAUGAAAUUCACAAAAUUCCAUCAUUUAUGUUUUGUACUGGUAUGAUGGCAGCCAAUAGGACUACUUGGGAUAAAAUGUUGAAAUUAUAUCUAAAAAAAGAAUUAAAAGGAGAAAAUUAUGAUAAAACCUUAUUGUGGGGUUUGAGUUGCGCUGAAGAUCCUGAUAUUAUCAUAAAUUAUUUAAAUACGGCAAAAAAUGCUUUAUUAUUUUCCAAGCAUGAGUAUUCAUUAAUUUUAGUGUACAUUCUUAAGAGACAUGUGAGCAAUGAUACGAUUCUCGACUACAUAUUAAAAAAUUUCAUGGUUAUAAAACCCAUAUUAUUUACUACGUCUUCAAUAAUAAACCUUAUUCUUGAAAACAUUUACAGUAUCGAACAAGUUGAUAAGGUUGGAACAUUCUCAACUAAUUUCAAUCUAACUUCAGAUACUUCAAAUACUUCUAAU